Melitaea cinxia (Glanville fritillary) is the source of this 588-nucleotide messenger RNA. RefSeq lists its product as uncharacterized. The transcript is spliced from 4 exons. Lineage: Eukaryota; Metazoa; Arthropoda; Insecta; Lepidoptera; Nymphalidae. The record is from RefSeq and is a predicted model, not a curated record. Bases 1 to 588 code for a protein of 195 amino acids.
AUGAGAGCAUAUUUAAUUGUCAUCUUAAUUGCGACGAUUUUGGAGUGUUUAUGUACAAAUUCGACUGAUAUUUGUCCCAACAUAAAGACCUCGUUAGGAUCUGUGAGGAAGCGAAGACAUUUGACGUUUCCUGAUGGAAGUAAUUUUGUUCUCACGAUCUCGUUGGUAAAAGCGUUCAUGACUCACGCCCCGGCUGGUUGGAACAUAGUUUUGGAGGUAGACGUUCUCUUUCCUCUUCCUGAUGCCAAGUUUACCAGUGCUUAUUUUAGGAGGAAAUUACACCAUCGACAGAAGAGAGAUUUCUGGGAAAGACUUCAAAAUGCUAUAGAUUUGCACAAUUUAAAUGGUCGAGCAUGUGUCAUAAGGAGUAUAUGUGAAGCUAAAUCACACCUUGCUCCACCAGGAAAGUCUUUGGUCCACGAUUUAUUAAGGGCUAUAUUUACAGCUCCCGUUCAUGAAGAAGACUUUACAAAUGAGGUAGCGGAUUCGUACAGGGAGAUACUGGAACCGAACUUCUGCGAUCAAGUCAACGAUUGUCCGUUUUCCCUUUUACAUUUUACUUUAUCAAUGAAUAAACAAAAAUAUUAA